UCAGGAGCGAUGCACAUCUACGUCACACCUCCACCUCAACGUCGAACUACAAUUCUGCAAGCGACGUCCCAACGUACUUACGAACCGGCGCUCUCCCGCCUACGUUGCAUCAUCAUCGAUCGAAAGACGGUCAUGCCAAUCCAGGAGCCAAUCACAGUUGCGACUCGGAGGAUAGCGACGGUUCGGAGGCACGCAGCUUGGACUUGGCCAGCAGCCAUAGUAGCGAUGAGGAUGACACUAGUAACGGGGCGCAGCAUCACGGAAGCAGGCGUUCCAGGCAACCGGGUGGAUCUAGGAAGAGUAGACAUGAUUCUGAGGGACGACAACAUGGCAAUAGAAACGGAUCAUCAGUUCCGCCAACAGGUUCUGCUGGUUAUCUUCCGAACAUUACAGAACACGUGGCAUCUCGAUGUGGUACACCUCCUUGCCUGAACGUGGUUACCAACUCAAAACUGUUUCCCACUGUUCAGCCUGUUUCAUGUUGUGGAUCCAGAUGGUCCAGCCAACUGCCUGAAUCGUACCUUUCUAGUGCUAACGAAAUGGGCCGUUGGUCAGUGGAGACCGGGUCAGACAAUGAAAUUUGUACAGAUCAAGUGAUUUCGAAGGAUGCUUCUCCUAAUCCGUUGCCCCACCCAGACCAACAACAGCAGAGGAUGCAAUCAGGGGUCUUGGGAGCUCAAGGGCAGUACAUGGUGCAGACUGGGACGGCACAGUAUGGUACGGAAGUCAACGUCGCUAUAGCGCAGCUCUACGCAGCAGGGAAGUACCGCUAUAGCGAUGAGCAACUCGAUGACAAACAUCACGAUCUUGUGAGUGGCGGAAACGACAAAUACCUUUUUCCCUAUACUG
Messenger RNA from Acanthoscelides obtectus, 849 nucleotides. The record is from the annotation of a GenBank genome assembly. Lineage: Eukaryota; Metazoa; Arthropoda; Insecta; Coleoptera; Chrysomelidae.